AUGUUCAGAAACGCUCUGCGGCAGUCCAGCCGCUCUGUCGCGGCCGUCUCGGCCACUGGCCGUAUCGCCUCGUUUUUCUCCGCUACCUGGCAGGCUCGCGCGGCUGUUCCCGGCCCCCUCUCCGGUGCCUCGAAGCAGGUUCGCUCCUAUGCCGCCGAGGCCAAGGCUGCCCCUACCGAGGUCUCGUCCAUCCUCGAGCAGCGUAUCCGUGGUGUUCAGGAGGAGGCUGGUCUCGCUGAGACUGGUCGUGUUCUGUCGGUCGGUGAUGGUAUCGCCCGUGUCCACGGCAUGACCAACGUCCAGGCUGAGGAGCUGGUCGAGUUCGCCUCUGGUGUCAAGGGUAUGUGCAUGAACCUCGAGGCCGGCCAGGUCGGUGUCGUGCUGUUCGGUUCCGACCGUCUCGUCAAGGAGGGUGAGACUGUCAAGCGUACCGGCGAGAUUGUUGAUGUCCCCGUCGGCCCUGAGAUGCUUGGCCGUGUUGUCGACGCUCUGGGUAACCCCAUUGACGGCAAGGGCCCCAUCGCGACCAAGGAGAAGCGCCGUGCCCAGCUCAAGGCCCCUGGUAUCCUGCCCCGCCAGUCCGUCAACCAGCCCGUCCAGACCGGCAUGAAGUGUGUCGACUCCAUGGUGCCCAUCGGCCGUGGCCAGCGUGAGUUGAUCAUUGGUGACCGUCAGACCGGUAAGACUGCCGUCGCCGUCGACACCAUGCUCAACCAGAAGCGCUGGAACAACGGCAACGACGAGGCCCAGAAGCUGUACUGCAUCUACGUCGCCGUCGGCCAGAAGCGCUCGACCGUUGCCCAGCUGGUCAAGACCCUGGAGGAGAACGAUGCCAUGAAGUACUCGAUCAUCGUCGCUGCCACCGCCUCGGAGGCCGCCCCCUGCAGUACAUUGCUCCCUUCACCGGUUGCGCCAUGGGCCGUUGCCUACCGUCAGAUGUCCCUGCUGCUGCGUCGUCCCCCCGGUCGUGAGGCCUACCCCGGUGACGUUUUCUACCUCCACUCCCGUCUGCUGGAGCGUGCCGCCAAGAUGAACAAGACCCACGGUGCUGGUUCCCUGACUGCUCUGCCCAUCAUCGAGACCCAGGGUGGUGACGUGUCGGCCUACAUUCCCACCAACGUCAUUUCCAUCACUGACGGCCAGAUCUUCCUGGAGUCCGAGCUGUUCUACAAGGGUAUCCGUCCCGCCAUCAACGUCGGUCUGUCCGUGUCCCGUGUCGGUUCCGCCGCCCAGGUCAAGGCCAUGAAGCAGGUCGCCGGUUCCCUGAAGCUGUUCUUGGCUCAGUACCGUGAGGUCGCUGCCUUUGCCCAGUUCGGUUCCGAUCUGGAUGCUUCCACCAAGCAGACUCUGAACCGUGGUGAGCGUCUGACCGAGCUGCUCAAGCAGAAGCAGUACAGCCCCAUGGCCGUCUCCGACAUGGUGCCCCUGAUCUUCGCCGGUGUCAACGGUCUCCUCGACAACAUCCCGGUCGCCAAGAUCCUCACCUGGGAGUCUGACUUCCUCGCCCACCUCAAGAGCUCCCACCCCGAGAUCCAGCAGACCGUCGAGAAGGAGGGCCAGGUCAGCAAGGAACUUGAGGGUCAGCUCAAGGAGGUCAUCGGCGCCUUCAACAAGUCCUUCAGCGCAUAG
Molecule: messenger RNA, 1629 nt
Organism: Penicillium riverlandense
Lineage: Eukaryota; Fungi; Ascomycota; Eurotiomycetes; Eurotiales; Aspergillaceae
Product: F1F0 ATP synthase subunit alpha
Exons: 6
Coding region: 1-1629 (542 amino acids)
Biological process (GO): proton motive force-driven ATP synthesis; proton transmembrane transport
Molecular function (GO): proton-transporting ATP synthase activity, rotational mechanism; ADP binding; ATP binding
Source: RefSeq, a predicted model, not a curated record